Carica papaya (papaya) is the source of this 456-nucleotide messenger RNA. The record is from RefSeq and is a predicted model, not a curated record. Lineage: Eukaryota; Viridiplantae; Streptophyta; Magnoliopsida; Brassicales; Caricaceae.
AUGGCGGAAGAAGUGAAGCUCUUGAGGACAUGGUCAAGCCCAUUUGGUUUAAGGGCGGUGUGGGCACUGAAACUCAAAGGCAUAGAGUAUGAAACAAUAGAAGAAGAUCUCUCCAACAAAAGUCCUCUUCUUCUUCAAUCAAAUCCUGUUUACAAGAAGAUCCCUGUCCUCAUUCACAAUGAAGAAGAGCUGCAAGGAAAGAAAUUCUUCUGUGGAGACAAGAUUGGGUUUGUGGAUCUUGCAUUGGGUUGGCUUGCUUACUUGCUCCCUGUUUAUGAAGAGAUAACCAGCAUCAAAACUGUCGAUGAGCAGAGAUUUCCUCGGUUAUCACGUUGGUUGCAAGAGUUUUCAGGAACUCCAGUUAUUAAAGAAAGCUUCCCACCUCAUGAUAAAUUAAUAACCAAGUUCCGCAUCCUCCAGGAGAAUCUCAUCUCGGCUGCAGCUGCAUCCAAAUGA